AUGUGCACAACAUGGUGUCUCCUCCGCAUCUUCUUCAUCUUCGCCCUACUCUCGAGACUUCCCGCAGCAUAUGCAGGCGGCGUGCAGAAAGUCGACACAGUCUGUACUGUCUCUCCGUCGACUGACGGAAGCGACGAUGCCCCUGCCAUUCUCUCCGCAUUCGAGCAAUGUGGCCAGGAUGGGUCUAUCGUUUUCACGAACGACACGUUUCAUAUCGAGUCUGUGAUGAAUACGACCGGGCUGAAUAAUGUGACGGUUGACUUGCAGGGCACAUUGCUCUGGGGCACGAAUAUUACGUAUUGGAGAAACAACAGUCUUCCAUUGGGAUAUUUGAACAUGAGUCUCGCUUGGGCGUUCGGCGGGUCGAACGUCCAUUUCACGGGAAAUGAGAUCGGGACGUUCGAUGGGAAUGGACAAAUCUGGUACGAUUUCACGAAGGGCGUAUCGAACCUCCCCGGCCGACCUAUCAACUUCGUCGUCUUCAACACUACAAACUCCGUCUUCGAAGGCCUCAACUUCAGACAGAGUCAGUUCUGGACGAUGGCUAUAUUCGGGUCGAAGGACCUCUUGUUUGAGGAUAUUUCGAUCAAUAGUACCACGAACAGCAGCGAACCGGCACGUAACACGGACGGCGUCGAUACGUUCUUCUCGGACAAUAUCACUUUUCGGCGGUGGGACGUGACUGGUGGCGAUGAUGCGAUCUCCCCGAAAGCGAACUCGUCAAAUAUAUUGAUACAGGACGCGACUUUCCACGGCACACUUGUAGGUGUGGCCAUUGGGUCGAUCGGCCAGAUGGACGGCCAGUUCGAGUUUAUUGAGAAUGUCACGGCGGAGAGGGUCACUUGUAUUGGGUCGCAGAAUGCGGCGUAUAUCAAGACUUGGACGGGUAUACAGCAAGGUUUCCCGCCUAACGGUGGUGGAGGAGGCUUGGGAUUCGCCCGUAAUCUGACCUUCCGCGACUUCACCGUCACAAACCUCACAACCUCUCUCGCCUCCAUAACUCAAUGCACAUCCUUCGAGGGAGCAACGUCAGGCUGCGACACCUCACUCUUCCAGCUCUCCAACAUCACAUGGACGAACAUGACCGGCACACUCGCCACAGACAACAUGGCCGUCCUACAGUGCAGCGGAGAUGCACCAUGUCCUGGAAUCGAGAUCAGUGACAUUGGAGUGGAAGUUCCGGGCGGUAGGGGUGAGGAGGUAGUCAGUUGCAGUAAUGUCGUGGGGUUGAUUGGGGUUGAAUGUACGGAGGGAGAUUGA
Stereum hirsutum FP-91666 SS1 is the source of this 1260-nucleotide messenger RNA. Its product is annotated as polygalacturonase. Gene Ontology annotation, molecular function: polygalacturonase activity. Gene Ontology annotation, biological process: carbohydrate metabolic process. Lineage: Eukaryota; Fungi; Basidiomycota; Agaricomycetes; Russulales; Stereaceae. The coding region runs from base 1 to 1260 and encodes 419 amino acids. The transcript is spliced from 8 exons. The record is from RefSeq and is a predicted model, not a curated record.